CGUCGUUGUAGUGGACAAGACCAAGUAUAAUGUCCUUCUUUUUGACAUGCAUAACACAAACGUGGUCUACGACGUUGAUACUUCUUUGCUCAAUUCCUUUACUACCGAUACAACUAUUUCAACAACCUUUCCAAUCACUGAAACCAGAUGGUCCGCGUUGUACGAAGAACCGAGAGAAAUAAGACAAAUGAAUACUAACGCCGUUUCCAUUGUAAUUAUCGUUGUACUCUUUAAGAGACAAUUCAUUCUUGAAGACCUAUUCAAUGAACUUGAGCAA
This is a messenger RNA of Racocetra persica, 277 nucleotides long. The record is from the annotation of a GenBank genome assembly. Lineage: Eukaryota; Fungi; Glomeromycota; Glomeromycetes; Diversisporales; Gigasporaceae.